GACGCGCCGCGCUAGAGGGGCCAUGCGUUCGGUCAGUUACGUCCGCCGGGUGGCCCUCGACUUCGGUGGCAGCCUCUUCCCGCGCGCCGUCUGCCUGGGCGACGCCGACAAUGACGCGGUGAAUGAACUAGUGGUAGGAGAUACCAAUGGAAAGCUUUUUGUAUACAAAAAUGAUGAAAGUCAGCCUUGGACUAUGCGUUCCUGUCAAGGAAUGCUCACCUGUGUUGGUGUUGGAGAUGUCUGCAAUAAGAAGAAGAAUUUGGUUGUUGCAGUGAGUGCUGAAGGUUGGUUUCAUCUCUUUGACCUCACAUCACCCUUAAAGCACCCGGAUGCUCUGGGCCACCAUGAGCUCCCGACAGCAGAUGAUCCAAAGCUGGCGUUCAAGCAGCAUAUACCAGCCAACACCAAAGUUAUGCUGAUCAGUGACAUUGAUGGGGAUGGAAAGAGUGAAUUGGUAAUAGGCUAUACUGACCGUGUGGUUCGAGCCUUUCGUUGGGAGGACUCAUCUGAGAGUCCUGAUAGCAUCUCUGGACAGCUGCUGUUGCUCAAGAAGUGGCUUCUGGAGGGACAGGUGGAUAGCUUGUCUGUGAAUCCAGAUUCUGAUGGUUCUCCUAAGAUGAUGGUGUCCCAGCCAGGGUGCGGUUAUGCAGUCUUACUCUGUACUUGGAAAAAGGAGCAGCAAUCUCCUGCAGAGGUGAUAGACAGUUCUGCAUGUAGCAGGGAAGGCCCAGUCCGUGAUGUCAUUCUCCACCAGACAUCAGGUAGAAUUCACAACAAGAAUGUUUCCACUCAUCUCAUUGGAACCAUCGGCAGAGGUGGUUCAGAGGAACACACAGGCCUGGGUUUAUUUGCACUCUGCACUUUAGAUGGGACCCUGAAGCUUAUGGAGGGGGCAGACAAGCUGCUGUGGUCUGUACAAGUUGACCACCAACUUUUUGCUCUUGAAAAACUGGAUGUUACUGGAAACGGUUACGAGGAGGUGAUUGCUUGUGCUUGGGAUGGACAGACAUACAUCAUAGAUCACAACCGGACAGUAGCCAGAUUCCAAGUAGAUGAAAAUGUGAGUGCCUUCUGUGCAGGCUUCUAUUCUUGCAAAGGAGACCAUAACAGUCCUUGUCUGGUCUAUGUCAGUUUCAACCAAAAGAUCUACAUCUAUUGGGACAUACAGUUAGAGAGAAUGGAGUCCACCAGUUUGCUGAAGAUGCUAGAAAGUAAUUCAGAAUGCAAAGAUCUCCUGCUUCAGCUGGAUGUGGCUAAAGAUGAUGUUUCUGCUGUCAAAGAUCUGAUUCACAAGACCUUAUACUUUCCAAGGACAGCAGCUCAAUAAACUCAGCUCAGCUUCCAGUCUGAAUGUCUUCCCACAACCCAAGAAACUCCAUCUGCACUUUUGAAAUGCCUUCACGAUGCUUGUUAGGAUUGAUUCUCCUUGCUAUAUCCAAGGCCGACUGUUCCUGUUCUGCCAGCACUUGGGAUAAAGUUUACUGCAAGCAGUG
Candoia aspera is the source of this 1493-nucleotide messenger RNA. It is a transcript of the gene ITFG2, whose product is annotated as integrin alpha FG-GAP repeat containing 2. Gene Ontology annotation, biological process: regulation of TOR signaling. The transcript is spliced from 12 exons. Bases 23 to 1327 code for a protein of 434 amino acids. Gene Ontology annotation, cellular component: KICSTOR complex. Gene Ontology annotation, molecular function: protein binding. The record is from RefSeq and is a predicted model, not a curated record. NCBI's taxonomy places the organism in Eukaryota, Metazoa, Chordata, Lepidosauria, Squamata, Candoiidae.